CAUGGAUACAAUGUGUCCGAUGAAUAACAGACCGGUGGACAUACUGAACGUGUCCGGAUGGUCGGGAUGAGGAUUGUCAGGUCGAGGUGGAGCAGUACAGAAACGUCGUCUUGUGCUUGCGAUUGCGAUUGAAACCUCCCAGGCAAAACACUGGCUACACGUUGACAGCUAGAAACACACAUCUGUAUAAUGAUCUGAACCGAAGGCCAUGAUACCAGAGCCCACAGCUUCAGCUGACACAACGCCCUCAGACCGCAAUGUAAACGCUGGCAUGCAGGUGAACUGCUCUGGAGCUGUCUGUCAUUCAGGAGAUGAGUCUGGAAAUGAGAACAGACAGAAGAGUGUGAGAGGGAAGAAACGGGCUCGUGAGGGCUCGGAGAACGUAAAGCGCAGCCAUGCCAAGGCCUGCCGAGGCAACGGUAACCAAACAGGAGGCGGCCGUGGGAAACGGAGGCCGGUCGCGGCUGUCACCCUGUUUGAGGUGGUCACCAUGGGCAAAAGUGCCAUGCAGGCGGUGGUGGAUGACUGGAUCGAGGCGUAUAAGACAGACAGAGACACGGCUAUUCUCGAUCUUAUCAGCUUCUUUAUCCAGUGCUCCGGGUGCAAAGGGGUGGUCACGGCAGAAAUGUGUCAGAACAGAGCCGACAAUGAGGUCAUGAGCAAAAUGGUUGAGGAACUGGAUGAGAGGGCUGGUCUGCAGUAUAAGAAGUUUUUGGCCUUUCCGUGGAUCUUGACAGUCACAUGGCCUAUGGACAUGGGCAGUGUGGAGUAUCCUCUGAUCCAGUCUGGCCCGUACGGCCGCUGGUUCCACUCGGAGUUCUGUGACUUUGUGUCGGUGUUAGUGUCUCGGUGUCAGUACAGCGUCAUCUUUGACAGUUACCUGAUGAACGGCCUCAUUUCUCUGCUCGUCGAACUGUCCGAUUCCUACAUACGAGCCUUCAGACACACCUGCACGCUGGCUGCUGUCAAGCUGCUGAGCUCUCUGGUAAAUGUGGCUUUGAACCUGAGUGUUGGUGUGGAGAACAGCCAGAAGCUUCAUAAGGUGGGGAAGACCAAAACCAGUGGAAAGCAAAACGCAAUGCAACAGGGCAGACUGCAGAAGAAGAUCGCUGAGCUGCAGGAGAAGAAGAUGGUGAUAGACAACAUGAUGGACGCUCUCUUCAAAGGAGUUUUCCUCAAGCGAUAUCGCGAUGUGUUUCCUGAAAUCCGUGCGAUGUGUGUGGAGGAGCUGGGUGUGUGGAUGAAGCGCUACAGCUCUGAAUUUCUCACUGACAGCUACCUGAAGUACCUGGGCUGGAUGAUGUUUGACAAGGUGCCGGAUGUGCGUGUGAAAUGUGUGUUGGGUCUACAGGGCCUGUAUGGAGAUCCUCUGCUGCUCCUGAAACUAGAUCUGUUCACCUGUCACUUCAAGGAGCGGAUGAUCUCCAUGACUCUGGAUAAGGAUAAUGAGGUUGCAGUGCAGAGCUUGAAACUCCUGGUCCUCAUCUCUAAGUCAUGCAAUGACAUGCUGAAACCAGAGGACUACGAGCAGAUGGUCCAGUUCGUGUACUCGUCACAGCGUCCUCUGGCCACGCUUGCUGGGGAGCUGCUUUACUCCAGGCUUCUCAGUGUCACAGUCCCGGAGUCCGGGUCUCAGGACGGACUGAAUGAGGAAGACUCGCAUGUUCAGCAGACGACAGCCAGACUGAAGGCACUGUUGGGUUUCUACCAUAAGUCUGAGCUCCACACGCAUGUGGUUUACCUGGUGGAUAGUCUUUGGGACUGUGCUGGAGACCUGCUGAAGGACUGGCCCACCAUCACCUCAAUACUGCUGCAGAGCCCUUCACGGCUAAAUUCAGGUCUGACUCAGGUGGAGGAGGCGGUGGUGGUGGAGAUCCUGGUCGCAUCUCUUCGCCAGGCUGCCGAAGGUCCGACGCUGGUCGGGAGGGCCGGAGGCAGGAAGGUCAUGACCGCCAGAGAGAAGAAGACUCAGGUGGAUGACUGUACUAAACUCACUGAGCAUUUCUUCACUGCCCUCCCCAAGCUGCUGUCCAAGUUUUCCAGGAGCUCAGACAUUGUAACCUCUCUGAUGAAGAUUCCUCAGUUCUUCCUCCCCGAGUGUCCUGCUGUUGAAAAUACACAGCUGGUAUCUGACCUGAUGGCUGAAAUGGGAACUGUUUUGGACCACCACUCAGGCCCUGCAGUUCUGGAAGCUGCAGCUCGGACCUAUGCCACUAUGUGUGGGGAGGAGACGGCGCGGCACCAGAUGGCCUGCACGGCCAGAGACUCUGUGGUCCAGUGUUGGAUGGACAGACUGGCGGCACUGUUAGAGGACUCGCUAAAGGGGGACCGCUUCUCUGCGGACAAGGAGAAAACGGAGAAAAUCUUAGCCACGCUUAGGAAGCUCAGGGUUUUUUACAAUGGUCAUGACCUCUCCAAGUGGAAUCUGUGUGAGCUGCUGGGUCCUCUGGUCUCGCUGGACAGCAUCGGAGAAAUCCCAACUCCGGUGUUGUUGGAGGCCCUGCAGUGUUUGUGCUAUUGUCUCCUGUGGAACCUCAACACCAGCGGGGAAACUUUAACCUCCAGGGAGAAGGCUCUGGCUCAGAGAGCUCAGCUGAGUUUGUUCUGUGAGAGAAGUCAUCGAUGUCUCUCCCACGCCGACCACCGUGUGAGGGAACAGGCUUUCCUGGGGGUGUGUGACGUCCUGACGGCUCAUUCCUACCAGCUCCAUGUGUGGGACCCCUGCUCGCAUGGUCCGCUGCGCUACACGCCAAACCCCAAACUACAGAGGGUGCUGCUGAGCUUCGUACUGGAGUGUGUCUUCAUUGGUCCAGAUAGUGACAGUCAGAGUAGAGUCAGUGAAGAUUCAGAAGUGGAGAAGUUGGAGCACCUUCACAAGCGGAGGAAUCUGCUGGCAGCCUUCUGUAAACUCAUCAUGCAUGGUGUGUUGGAGAUGAGCGUGGCUGCCGAGGUCUUCAUGUACUACACCAAGUUUUAUAACGACUUUGGUGACAUCAUCAAAGAGACCUUGUACAGGACCAGACAGAUGGACAAGAUAGAAAGUGCUCACACGCUGGUGCAAUGUCUGCAGCAGCUGUUUGUGCGUCUGAAGCAGGAGCAGGAGAGCGGUGGGCGGGCUCACCCCGGCGUCCAGACCUUCACCAGCAUCAAGGAGCUGGCCAGGCGCUUCUCACUCACCUUUGGGGACCCACUCAAGUUCCGCGAGUCCAUUGUCAUGAUCCACAAGAAUGGUAUAGACUUUGUUUUCCAAGGUUUCAUCCAGACUCCAGAUGCAUCUUAUCCAGCGUACUUGUCCUACCUGACUAUCCUCAGCGAGUUCUCCAGCAAACUUCUCAAACCAGACAAGAAGACAGUUUACUCGUUCCUGCAGAAGAAUACUGUAGAGCACAUCAUCAACCUGAGAGAGGAAUGCUGGCAGCCACUCAUUUACUACAGAGCUUCCCUGUUGGCUGCAGCUGAAGGGGAGGAUGUUGUGUCAUACGUCAGCUCUGACAGGAGGCCCUACUUGCCCAACCGCUCCCCUUUCUACAAACAAAACUCCCUGCUGGAUGGAAACAAGUCUCCAUGCCCGCUGAGCCCCGUUGAAACAAAAGUUAUAAAGAGCCAGAAACGCAGCUGUAGUUCCAGCUCUCUGGAGAAGAUGGCCGAAUCAGAUCCAUUUUCCUUCACAUUAGAACCUCCUGCCCAGAGGCUGAGGUAUGAGGAACUCAUUCACUGUUCCAGCAAGGACGUGGAUGUGGAUUCUCUGGUAGUGGUCGAUGUGUGACCUGAAGUCCGCCAAGGUUCAGAGGCAUCGGCCAUCUUGGUGGGACUGGAUCUCCUCAAACAUGGAUAGACUUCUUGGAGGUCGUUGUCAGAAAUGCAUUCCCUCCUCAGCAUCCAAAAACUGGAGUCCGCUUCUUUUUUUGCUCCCCUCCCCUUCUCUCCAGUUGUUAUCCGGCCAAUUACCCCACUCUCCCGAGCUGUCCCGGUCGCUGUUCCACCGCCUCUGCUGAUCCGGGGAGG
Molecule: messenger RNA, 4005 nt
Organism: Lampris incognitus (smalleye Pacific opah)
Lineage: Eukaryota; Metazoa; Chordata; Actinopteri; Lampriformes; Lampridae
Product: cohesin subunit SA-2
Exons: 32
Coding region: 209-3766 (1185 amino acids)
Biological process (GO): sister chromatid cohesion
Cellular component (GO): nucleus; cohesin complex; chromatin
Molecular function (GO): chromatin binding
Source: RefSeq, a predicted model, not a curated record